AUGGCUCAGAUUCAGGUGCAGCAUCAGAGUCCGGUGGCGCUAGCAAAUGGAGUUCAGGCGCCGGGUGCUGUUGGCCUCUCUGCUCCCCCGGCCGCCGCCGGGGCUGGAAACCAGUUAUCGACCACGUCUCUGUACGUUGGGGACCUGGACCCUACCGUCACUGACUCGCAGCUCUACGAUCUGUUUAACCAGGUGGGCCAGGUGGUGUCGGUUAGGGUCUGUCGUGACAUCAGCACUCGCCGAUCUCUUGGCUACGGCUACGUCAACUAUAGCAGUCCUCAGGAUGCUGCAAGAGCAAUGGAAGUACUGAACUUCACUCCUGUCAAUAGCAAGUCUAUUAGGAUAAUGCAUUCUCACCGUGACCCUAGCCUGCGCAAGAGUGGAACUGCAAAUAUAUUUAUUAAGAACUUGGACAAGUCAAUUGACAACAAGGCCUUACAUGACACAUUUUCAAGCUUUGGAAACAUUCUUUCUUGCAAGAUAGCUACUGAUCCUAAUGGUCAGUCUAAGGGUCACGGUUUUGUACAGUUUGACAAUGAAGAAUCGGCUCAAAGUGCCAUUGAUAAGUUAAAUGGUAUGCUCAUUAAUGACAAACAAGUGUAUGUUGGGCCCUUUCUUCGUAAACAGGAAAGAGAUACUGCUACGAAUAAAACCAAGUUCUACAAUGUUUUUGUGAAGAACAUAUCAGAAUCCGUAACAGAUGAGGAUCUGACAAAAACCUUUGGUGAAUUUGGGAAUAUUACUAGUGCUGUAGUGAUGAGGGAAGAUGAUGGAAAGUCAAAAUGUUUUGGGUUUGUCAAUUUUGAGAAUGCAGAUGAUGCUGCCAGAGCUGUCGAUGCUUUGAAUGGGAAGAAAUUUGAUGAUAAAGAAUGGUAUGUUGGGAAAGCCCAAAAGAAAUCUGAAAGGGAACAAGAACUAAAAAAUAAGUUUGAGCAGACUGCAAAGGAAGCAGUGGAUAAAUACCAAGGUUUGAAUUUGUAUGUCAAAAAUUUGGAUGACAGUAUUGAUGAUGACAAGCUCAAGGAGUUGUUCACUGAGUUUGGUACAAUAACAUCAUUCAAGGUUAUGCGGGAUCCUAGUGGAAUUAGCAGAGGGUCUGGAUUUGUUGCCUUCUCAACUUCUGAGGAAGCUUCUAGAGCUCUUUCUGAGAUGAAUGGGAAAAUGAUUGUUAGCAAGCCGCUUUAUGUUGCACUUGCUCAGCGGAAAGAGGAUAGAAGGGCAAAACUGCAGGCUCAGUUCUCAGAGAUGAGACCAGUUGCAAUGACACCAUCACUUGCUCCUCGUAUUCCAAUGUAUCCUCCGGGUGCACCUGGUAUGCCACAACAACUCUUUUAUGGACAAGGUCCACCUGCUAUAAUUCCUCCUCAGGCUGGAUUUGGGUAUCAACAGCAGCUUGUUCCUGGAAUGCGACCUGGAGGGGGUCAUAUGCCAAAUUUCUUUGUGCCGAUGGUGCAGCAGGGACAGCAGGCACCGCGUCCAGGUGGCAGACGUGGAGCAGGACCUGUACAACAAACUCAACAGCCCAUCCCCAUGAUGCAGCAGCAGAUGCUGCCAAGGGGAAGGAUGUAUCGCUAUCCAGGUGGCCGUAAUGUGUCUGAUGGGCCUAUGCCAGGUGUUGGGGGCAUGGUUUCACUUCCAUAUGAUAUGGGUGGCAUGCUUCCUCGAGAUGCUGCGCCUGUUCCAAUUACAGCACUUGCAAGUGCCCUUGCAAAUGCACCACCUGAACAGCAGCGGACGAUGUUGGGUGAGAAUUUGUACCCACUUGUUGAUCAGCUAGAGCAUGAGCAUGCAGCUAAAGUUACAGGCAUGCUUCUUGAGAUGGACCAGACUGAGGUUUUACAUCUGCUUGAGUCACCAGAGGCUUUGAAGGCCAAAGUUGCUGAGGCUCUGGAAGUUCUGAGGAAUGUUCAGGCUAAAAGCCCAUCUGACCAACUUGCUUCACUUUCCCUUAAUGACAACCUUGUUGCUUGAUUAAAAAGCACUAGUUCAAGUGAAUUCAGAUGCUUAUAUCAUGUCAUGUAGGUUUUUGGUAAGCACAUGCUGGGAUCCUUCCUGCGGUUUUUCAUGUGAUUUCCUUUCCUUGACAAAAAUUUUGGGAUUCAUAAAAUUGUUGCCAUUUACGUUUUGAUAAAUUUCUGAACCGUUAAAUGGAUAAUUAUCUUUUAUA
This is a messenger RNA of Ipomoea triloba (trilobed morning glory), 2167 nucleotides long. Its product is annotated as polyadenylate-binding protein 2-like. Gene Ontology annotation, molecular function: RNA binding. The coding region runs from base 1 to 1971 and encodes 656 amino acids. Gene Ontology annotation, cellular component: ribonucleoprotein complex. Lineage: Eukaryota; Viridiplantae; Streptophyta; Magnoliopsida; Solanales; Convolvulaceae. The transcript has 9 exons. The record is from RefSeq and is a predicted model, not a curated record.